Molecule: messenger RNA, 580 nt
Organism: Olea europaea var. sylvestris
Lineage: Eukaryota; Viridiplantae; Streptophyta; Magnoliopsida; Lamiales; Oleaceae
Product: probable E3 ubiquitin-protein ligase ARI1
Exons: 2
Coding region: 133-447 (104 amino acids)
Source: RefSeq, a predicted model, not a curated record
GCCAAUGUUUUCUAAUUAAUGUACGUUGAUUUUGAUGGUGUUGAAUUGAUUCAUUGACCCUUGUGGUGCAUUUUGCAGGUGAUAACAAAGGAGUCUCUUUUAGCUGCACAGAAGGAAGAUUUGCGAAGAGUGAUGGAAUUGCUAUCGGUGAGAGAACAGCAUGCCAGAACUCUUCUCAUUCAUUAUCGCUGGGAUGUUGAGAAGUUGAUUGCGGUUUACGUUGAAAAGGGGAAAGCCAGUAUCUUUGCUGGAGCAGGUGUAACUUCUGAUAUAAUUGUUGACCUUGAUCCACCAGAGCCUUCUACUACAGUGAUGUGUAAUAUAUGUAUGGAUGAUGUUUCUGCAACUGAGGUGACCAACAUGGAUUGUGGGCACUGCUUUUGCAACAGCUGUAAGUGCUGUUUCUUUAUAUGGAUUAUGUUCCAGGCCUUCUGUUUGAUACUAUAGGAAAUUGAAUCAAUAGUCAUGUAAAUGCUUCAGUUCCUUGUGGCAUCUUAUGUUUAUAAGAAAUUUGUUUUGGUUCAUUUUGCAUUGAGAAGUACCUCUGUUGAAUCAGAUGUUUCUAUUUUUUAACUCUACU